AUCAAUUUGGGCUCAUAUGACAUGGAUUCAGGAUUGUAGCAAGUAUCGUAUCUACAAAUAUUUAAAGGCCGUUUGUUAGAAAUUAGAAUGCGAUCCAUUCGGCUUGAAUCAAAUAUACGGUGGCUGCCCCUUUGUACACAGACCGCUCGACAAAAUGCGCCAACGAAGAGCAUUAAUGGCGAGAAAAUUUUCCGGCCAUCAAGAAUAACCAAAUGCUGGCUCCUAGAAAGCUCAUAUCCUCUACGCACCCAACCCUUCAUUUUGCGCACCCGACCCUCGAGUCCUUCAUUUGGAACAACAUCAUACGAGCCCAUGUUCAGUCCGCGGCUCGAUCUGCGGCCUUAACUCCGGUCUCUGUCUACCGCCGUAUGCGCUCCCAUGGCGUCAUACCUGACUUCCAUACUUUCCCGUUCCUCAUCCAGUGCUUUAAUUCCCCGCCUCAUCUUCUUCCCGGGAAACAAAUCCACGCUCAAACCCUCUUCUUUGGGCUUGAUUGCCACCAGUUUGUCCAGACAUCUCUCAUUAAUAUGUACUCCUGCUGUGGCAGAUUGGACCUUGCCCAUCAAGUGUUUGACGAGAUUGUCCACCCUGAUUUACCGUCCUGGAAUUCCAUCAUUAAUGCCAAUGUUAAGGUGGGAUUGGUUAGACUUGCACGGAAUCUGUUCGAUUUAAUGCCUGAAAGAAACGUGAUAUCUUGGAGCUGUAUGAUUAAUGGGCAUGUGAGGUGUGGCGAGUACAAGGAGGCGCUUGCAUUGUUUCGUGAAAUGCAGAUGUUGGAAGUGGACAGUGUUAGGCCUAAUGAGUUUACCAUGUCAGCUGUCCUUUCAGCUUGUGGGCGGUUAGGUGCACUUGACCAGGGGAAAUGGGCUCAUGCUUAUAUUGACAGAAGUGGCAUGAAAAUUGAUGCGGUUCUGGGGACUGGUUUGAUAGAUAUGUAUGCAAAGUGUGGGAGUAUUGAACGAGCAAGGUGGGUUUUUAACAAUUUGGGUCUUAGCAGAGAUGUGAUGGCUUGGAGUGCAAUGAUUUCAGGAUUCGCUAUGCAUGGUCGUGGACAGGAAAGUCUUCAAUUGUUUUCAAAGAUGAAAAAGAUUGGGAUGAGGCCUAAUCAUGUAACGUUUCUGGGUGUGCUUUGUGCUUGUGCCCACGGAGGUUUCGUGGGUGAAGGGAACGAGUAUUUUAGGAGGAUGACCGAGGAAUAUGGUCUUGCUCCUUUGAUCCAACACUAUGGUUGCAUGGUUGAUCUUUAUGGUAGAGCUGGUCUCAUUGAGGAUGCAUGGAAUAUAGUAAAAUCCAUGCCAAUGGAGCCUGAUGUGCUUGUUUGGGGAGCUCUUCUGAGUGGAUCAAGGAUGCAUGGGGAUAUUGAUUCGUGUGAGGCUGCACUCAAGAAACUUAUUGAAUUGGAUCCGUCAAACAGUGGUGCCUAUGUGCUUCUUUCUAAUGUUUAUGCAAAGAUGGGUAGGUGGAAGGAAGUAAGGGAUGUGAGAGACCUUAUGGAGACAAAGGGGAUAAAGAAAGUUCCUGGUUGUAGUUUAGUUGAGUUGGAAGGAAUCCUUCAUGAGUUUUUUGUUGGGGAUGAGUCUCAUCCUGAAAGCCAGGAAAUAUAUAUGAUGCUUGAUGAAAUUAUGAAUAGGUUGAAGAUAGACGGAUAUGUGGGAAAUACGAGCGAGGUAUUACUUGAUUUGGAGGAUGAAGGAAAGGAAUUGGCCCUAUCCCGUCAUAGCGAAAAAUUGGCUGUUGCCUUUUGCUUUCUAAAGACAAAACCAGGCACUUCAAUAAGAAUAGUUAAGAAUCUUAGGAUUUGCAGGGACUGUCAUGUUGUUAUGAAGAUGAUUUCUAGAGUGUUUAACCGGGAGAUUGUUGUUAGAGAUUGCAAUCGGUUUCACCAUUUCAGAGGGGGACUAUGCUCUUGCAAAGAUUACUGGUAAAUGAUCCAACUCUCAAGUGGAGCCGCAUUCUUUUGGGACCAACCAAAUAGUCUUUAGCACCAUUCGAGCAAGGGAAAGGAAAUGCAGAUUCUCAUUGUUUCCAGGCCGUUGAAACUUGAAUGUUCAUCUCUGGUAUAUCAAGACUUGGUUCGUUCUCAUCAAUCCUUUCCCCGAAAUGUAUAAUUUGGUCGCAUAUUCCUUGGUGAAUGUUGUUUCGUUCGCAAAUUUAUAAAUUUCGAAAAGCAUGUCUUUGGUUAAGAACAAAUUGUGCAUUCGAAACCUGCUCGAUUUGCACCCAUAAGAUUUUGUAAUCUAGGUUUAGAUGAUGAUGUUCUUUUAGUUUUCUUUUUGGAUUUUUUUCCGAGCAACUGCAUAUUUAUUUCAGAGUUUCGAUGCUUAAAUUCAUUUUCGAUUUAAAA
Messenger RNA from Tripterygium wilfordii, 2344 nucleotides. RefSeq names its product pentatricopeptide repeat-containing protein At3g62890. Gene Ontology annotation, molecular function: RNA binding; protein binding; zinc ion binding. Bases 213 to 1925 code for a protein of 570 amino acids. NCBI's taxonomy places the organism in Eukaryota, Viridiplantae, Streptophyta, Magnoliopsida, Celastrales, Celastraceae. The record is from RefSeq and is a predicted model, not a curated record. The transcript is spliced from 2 exons. Gene Ontology annotation, biological process: RNA modification.